Messenger RNA from Branchiostoma belcheri (Belcher's lancelet), 2164 nucleotides. RefSeq lists its product as uncharacterized. NCBI's taxonomy places the organism in Eukaryota, Metazoa, Chordata, Leptocardii, Amphioxiformes, Branchiostomatidae. The record is from RefSeq and is a predicted model, not a curated record. Bases 42 to 2123 code for a protein of 693 amino acids. Gene Ontology annotation, cellular component: membrane. The transcript is spliced from 13 exons.
GGUAACUAGUCCGUUCUGUGUAUUGUCUAUCCGGCUGCACAAUGGCUGACACCUGUCACACACCCUUUGUGACAGGUAUCCUGUGGUUAAUACUGACUUGGGCCGCUGUGUUAGUAAGUUCUCAAGUACAAGUACCGUUCGCCAGCAACUGUAACUUUGACGGGGGAGCAGGGGACCUUCUGUGCGGCUUCGUUCAACAAACCGUUGGGGAUGACUUCGACUGGGAAGUCGGGUCUGGUCCGGUGGAGUCUCUCGGACUGAGCGGUGAUCACACGGGCGGGGGGAGUUAUGCCUACUUCAACACCACCGGCAGAACCCCGUCCCAAACCGCCAUCCUGCGGUCCAUGCAGCUGGCGUCCGUCAUAAACCACUGUCUCACCUUCUACUACUACAUGGCGGGGACGGGUGUGGGGUCUCUGGCUGUGCUACAGAAUCAGAUCGGAGAGCAAUGGCGGACUGAGCUCUGGUCGGUAGAAGGAGACCAGGGCCGGGAGUGGAGACAAGCCCGGGUGGACAUCACGUCUCCACUGGAUGUUGGCGGCACGCCUAUGGGCUAUAGGAUCAACUUUGACGCAGUGGUCGGCUCAGGGCAGCCGGGACUGAUCGCGAUAGAUGACGUCGUCUUCAUCAACGGACCGUGUGACAGUGACGGUUGUAACGUACCACUGGGGAUGGAGAGCCGGUGGAUAACAGACGACCAGAUCACCGCCUCACCCAGCGGCCAGGACUACCCGCCAGCUAAGGCUCGUCUCCAUGGUAACGGCUGCUGGAUACCCUCCACUCCCCACAGUUCCUGGCUGCAAGUGGAGUUCCCCACUACCAUGAUCUUAACUGGUAUCAGAACCCAAGGCUUUAGAACCGGGUGGAUAACCAAGUACAAGGUCGAGUACUCCGAGACACUGUCUUCAAUGUGGAUCACGUGUAACGCGUUUAUAACAACUGACCAGCUGACCGGAAACGUUGAUGCAGACAGUGUUGUGGAACACCUGUUCUCAGGUCGGCUCCAGGCGCAGCGCAUCAGAGUCAUUCCUAUACAGUAUCACAUGCAGCCCAGUCUCCGGCUGGAAAUCAUCGGAUGUGCCUUCGCCAUGUUGGAGUGUACAGGAGAGUCCAUGCAGAUUGUGUUCCGUCGAUCACAUAUUCCAGACUUCGAUAAGGAUCAUCUGCACCUCAUAGACCCAUCAUGCACAGCGACCGGAAACGCCACACACCUCAUCCUGACUGCUCCGUUUGAAGGAUGCGGAACGGUCAAGACGGACACAGAAUCAGAAAUCAUCUACUUCAACAAGGUCCUCAGCCACGACAACGACGGCAUCGCCUUCAUCACUCGCAUCCGGGAACUUGAGGUGCCUUUCGAAUGCCGCAUGGACUCACGGGAUACCGUGAGCGCCAUGUUCAGCCCACAGGUCGAGAAGAUCUACUUCUUCACGUCGGAUCAUGGGAAGUACAACUUCGACAUGCAACUGUUUCAGUCUGUCACCUUCCAGCAGCAAAUAGACACUUUCCCGUACGUGGUACAGUUGAACCAGCCGCUUUACGUGCAAGUGGAGGUUUUGACUCCCGACCAGGAUCUACAGCUGUUCGCAGAAAACUGCCUGGCCACUCCGACAGCGAACAUGCAAGAUCCAAUGUCUUACACAUUCAUCAGCGAUGGAUGCCCGGUGGACAGUACCUUUCUGUCGCUGUUCUCGAGCAGCCUAAAACAGCAGCGUUUCAGUAUCAACUCAUUCGCUUUUGUCAAGGACUAUCCUGAGGUGUACUUACACUGCACGGUGAUGGUGUGUAACGCCACAGACCUGACUUCUCGGUGUGCCCAGGGCUGCCUGCCGCCUUCAGCCCGGCAGAAGAGGACUGCUCCAGGUGCCGAGCCUCGGUACAACGUGUACAAGGGACCCAUUCUGAACCCAGGGUACAAGCGAUCCAGGGACACAGGUAUGUUAGAAGAUGUUGAGGAGAAUCGUGGGGCCCGCGUUCCUCCUGGCGUCAUGACGUCACUGGUUAUCGCCGUCGGGCUGCUGCUGUGCGCCGUCGUCACGCUGGCGGGCGUCAUCGUCUACAUGCGCAGGCGCACAGACCACAAGACGGCCUACAUGGCUCUGCCGACUGACGAUGGCCCGGAGUGAAUGUAAUCUCCAAGCAGAUCAUAGGGUGGUAAAACACAGUA